AUGUCAGGAAUAAACCAGCUGGUUGCAACCUGCUGGACUUGCCUCCUGCUCACUGCUUUCCUGUGUGAGCCUGUGCUGUCCAAGGGCGGUCGUGGAGGCUCCCGGGGCUCCUCUCGGGGUUCCUCCUCCCGCAGCUCCACAGCGGGGAAUUACAGGGGCGGGGGCGCUUACGGUGGGACGCGCUCCCGCUACAGGGCGGCAGGGCGGUCGUCCCCAGUGAGGGUCGCAGCAGCAGCAGCAGCAGGGGCAGCGGUGGCUUUAUCAGCCGAUAAAUGGUACGCCUCUGCUUACCGCCGCAGCAAAGCUGAUACCUCAGAGGAGGAGCUGGAUUUCUUCAACAGGACCAAUUACUUUGAUGCACUAAUGUCUGGCUCCACUCAAAAUGGAUCUUCUCUCGCUCAACUGGUUUCUAUCAUUAUUGCAACAUUUUCCCCAAAGUUUGGACUCUUAUUGGACAGUUUACUGUAG
Labrus mixtus (cuckoo wrasse) is the source of this 468-nucleotide messenger RNA. RefSeq names its product shadow of prion protein (gene sprn). The record is from RefSeq and is a predicted model, not a curated record. Bases 1 to 468 code for a protein of 155 amino acids. NCBI's taxonomy places the organism in Eukaryota, Metazoa, Chordata, Actinopteri, Labriformes, Labridae. The transcript has a single exon. Gene Ontology annotation, cellular component: membrane.